Molecule: messenger RNA, 7566 nt
Organism: Drechmeria coniospora
Lineage: Eukaryota; Fungi; Ascomycota; Sordariomycetes; Hypocreales; Ophiocordycipitaceae
Product: beige/BEACH domain protein
Exons: 7
Coding region: 1-7566 (2521 amino acids)
Molecular function (GO): protein binding
Source: RefSeq, a predicted model, not a curated record
AUGGCACGACGCUCGCUGCACCCUCAUCUGUUCGGCACCGGGCACGAGCUAGCCAAGUGCCGGAUCGUCGACCCAGAGCAGACCACACCCACACCACCUUUCGAUGCCGCCACGAUAGACGAAGCCGGGACCGCUCGAGGGCGGGACGAAGGAGGUGCCAUGACGUUUGAUGCUCGACGUCUCCGGUCCUCGACCUCGACCUCGACCCCGACCUCGACCCCGGAUGCCGAGUCGUCCGCCGGUCUCCGUCGUCUCCUCGCAUCCCUCGACGCCGUCGUCGACGACGCCGGUGACAAUGCCUAUCCGGAUCCGCUCCCUCUCGACUCGAGCCUGCAGGACAUCGCCCGCUGCGUCUGCUCCGAGAGCACGACGGUGCACCAGGAUGAGUUUCGACAUGCCAGCGGUUUCCAGUCCGUCCUCGCCGUCCUACGACGCUUCUCCGGCUUCUACGACCCCCACAAGCGAGCCGAGGCCGACAUGCUUGCCCUCUUCGGCCUCCUCGCUUCCUGCCUCAAGGUCCUGGCCGCCGCCUUGCGCGACCACCCGGCCAACAGACGCUUCUUCCGCUACCGAGUCGACGGCGGCGGAUGGGAGGCCCUCGAGCAGGUCAUCGCGAGCAUCGGCCUCGGCGGCGCCGAGCCGGAUCCCUGGGUCAGCUGCCACGUCUUCGGCCAGCUGCUGUCGUUUUCCCUCGACGACGACGCCUUUGACCUCCUCGGCCGGUCCAUCGGCAAGAUGCUGCGGCCAGACGCCGAGGGCAGCGACCGGGACGCCGACGGAGAUGUGCUGGACAAGGUCGCCCGCGGCGUCGAGAAGCUCAUCAACGGCACGACGGCCAUCCGCUUUCCCGAGAUGCUCCGCGCCGUCGUGAGCUUCUGGACCGCCCUCCCGCGACCUGCAGGCUCGUCGGCAUGCGUGAGCUCCAUCUUUGUCCUCGAGGCGAUGCUGCGUGCCACGUCGGUCUCGAUGCACAACCGCGCCGCCGUCCACUCCGCCGGCGUCCUGUCUCAGUUCCUCCUCGUCGCCUUUGGCCAUGGCUGGCUGGCCGAAGCCGAUCGCGAGCGCCUCCUGGCCAUCUGCCAGCUGCUCAUGUUUCUCGGCGUCAACGAGCCGGCCGACACCCAGUUUCUGCUCUCGGCGCCCCGGUCCGAGGCCGCCGACUUCUGCCUCGAGAUGAUGUCCAAGCAUGCCGGCCCGCCCUUCUUUCAGUUUGACCUGACCCUCCACGGCUACUCCUCGCUCGAGCUGCCGAGCCUCGGCCGCUCCUUUCCUCCCCAGUCGGCCGCCGGCUACACCUUUACCGCCUGGAUGCGCGUCGAGGCCUUUGAUCCCGCCGCCCACACCACCAUCUUCGGCCUCUACGACGCCUCCCAGACCUGCUUCGUCCUCGUCUACCUCGAAAAGGACACGCGCAACUUCAUCCUCCAGACCUCCGUCUUCUCCAACAAGCCGAGCGUGAGGUUCAAGUCCGUCGCCUUUCGGGAGAAAAAGUGGUACCACGUCGCCGUCGUCCAUCGCCGACCCAAGACCAUGACGGCGAGCAAGGCCGCCCUCUACGUCGACGGCGAAUUUGCCGAGCAGGUUCGCUGCAGCUAUCCGCAACCGCCGCCGCCGUCAAACGGCAGCAACGAGAGCUUUGCCUCCUUCAGCUCGAACCAGGACCGCACCAACCCCGUCCAAGCCUUUGUCGGAACGCCGCGCGAGCUCUCCGCCAAGACGGGCAGUGGUGUCGUUCACACCCGCUGGGCUCUCGCGUCCGCUCACCUGUUCGAGGAUGUCUUGAGCGACGACUAUCUCGCCGUCCACUUCGGCCUCGGGCCCCGCUACCAGGGAAACUUCCAAGACAGCCUGGGAGGCUUCCAGACCUACCGGGCCUCCGCCGCUCUCGGCCUCCGCAACGAGAUUGUCCACCCGGGCAAGGACGAGCAUUCCGAGAUUCUGCGUGCCGUCCGGGACAAGGCGAGCUCGCUGCUCCCCGAGUCCAAGAUCCUGCUGAGCCUGCUGCCCUCGGCCACCUUUGCCGAGAACGUCCAGUUCCUCGAUACAGGCCUCCUUCGUUCGCUACCGCGUGUCUCGACCCGUAACCUCCUUCGAAUUUCCAACCAAGAAGGCGGACCCCUCGCCAUGAACUGCGCCGUUCCGAACUUGUCUGACGCCCUUUUCAGGACGCACGGCGUUGCCUCCUUUCGCGGCAUGCCCAUUGUCGCCGCGCCGUCCUAUCUCGACGAAAAUCUCUGGCGCCUAGCCGGCUUCACGCCGCUCGCCCUGAAGCUGCUCGAAAGAGCGACGACGGCCGAGGAGACGAUCCGGGCCAUCGAGAUCAUGUUCCACUGCAUCCGCAAGAGUUGGCGCAACAGCGAGGCCAUGGAGCGGGACAACGGGUACGGAAUCCUCGGCAUGCUUCUGCGCUUCAAGAUGGGCUACGGAAACGGCGAACCACCCGUCCCUCGCCUGUUCAUCUCCGUCGCCGAGCGCGACAGCCUCGCCUUUCGUGUCCUCGCCCUCAUGCUCGACUUUCUGGGCUACAAUCACGCCGAGCCGAUCGAGUCCUUCAUCGUGAACCCGCUUGCCUACCGGAUGCUCCUCAUCGACCUCGACAUCUGGCGCCGGUCGGCACCACGCAUCCAGGAGCUGUACUAUAAGCAGUUUUUGACCUUUGCCGUCAACAGCAAGCACCACGAAUUCAACAGCAGGAGACUGAUUCGAAUGAGGACCGUCAAGAGGCUUCUCGAUGCCAUGAAAGGCGAGAGCAUCUCGGACGACGUCAUCGACCAUUUCAUGAACGCAUUCCAGGCCCUGGUCAAGUCAAGCCUCAGCCAAGAGGUCAUGAGAUCCCUCUCGCUCUUCAUCACCUACGCCUUUCAGACGUCGGCCCGGACCGCCGGCAAGCUCGACGGCGAGAGCCCGGUUGGCUACAAAAUGGUCACCAAGAAGCAGUUGGGCGCUCGCAUCCUGACCAUGUACUCGCAUAUUCUCUGCGAAAAGGGAAACCUCACCAACAUCAAAACGUUUGGCCGAACCGUGAGCAACAAGUGGCUCCUGUACCUUCUGGACAACGACGACGCGACCGUCGUGCUGCACAGCUGCAGGAUCCUCACCCGGCAGCUAGUAGCCAACGGUGGCUUUUACACCUCCAAGUUCGCCGUCAAGGCGGGUGGCUGGGCCAUCAUGGCAAACCGACUGAAGCGUUUCUGGGACACUCCGUCGCUGUGGCCCAUGUGCUUCAGCAUCCUCUUCGGCUACGACGUCGCCGAGGUUACUCUCCACCGCGAACUGAGCACCUUGGUCGGCCUAUUUUCCGCCCGCAAGGUCGCCUACCCCGAGGCCUCCCUCAUCAUCAACACGAUGCUGCAGCACGGCAUGAGGGAGGUCAUGAAGCGCGAGGACGCUGGUGCGAGGCAUCCCGGGCCCGCCGAUGCCGCUGCCGAUCUGGAGACGCGAUUGACGUUCAAGGUCGACGGAGCCGCCCUGCUGCUGGAUGUGCUUGCAUUUUUGAAGCAGCUGCAUGCGCUGUCGUCCGAGUUCCGAAACUUUGCCCUCACCUCUGAAUGGGUUCGCAUGCUCCUGGCGGCACUGUACCCCGUCAUCGUCAGUACCGAUGUCGUCACGCCCGAUGUCGAACUCAACUCGAGAGAUUCGACUCUCACCUUUGAAGGCAGCGAUGUCAUGAUACACCCCAUCGGGGGAGGUUCGAUGCCUGGCCCGAUAGUUCGCACGACGGCCGUCAAAGUCUCCUCGUCGCCCCAGCUGAUGCCGCAAUCAGGAACGCCGCUGCGACGAGCAUCCUCCUUCGUGCUGCUCACGCCCGAACGGGACGUGCGGCUCGAGAGAGGGCAAAGCUUCGGCAACACCAUCUGCGAGGAAAUGUUGGAUCUCGUCCUCGCCGUCUUCCUGGAACAGGUUCUCGUCCGGAAAGACUUCACCGGCUUUGACUUGUUCACCAGGGUGCCGCCCGGCUUCCGGGAGCAUCAGGCGUACUUUGAGUCGCACGUCCUCGAGCGCGUCAUGGCAAGGCUGUCCGACGAGGUGCACAAGAACCAAAAGGCGCUCUGCGAGCCGCGCAUCCUGACCAAUCUUUCACGGCUCUGUCUACACCUGGCGGAAGCCACCUUUGAAGGCUGGUUCAUAAACGGAGCAGACAUCAUGAUUGACUUUGGCGGCAUGCUGCUGGAGUUUCUGCAGCGUCCCGACGUGGCCAAGAUGAAAAGCGUUCGACUCUGCAGCCAAGCGCUGUCGACGAUCCGCUCCAGCCUCCUGCGCAUCAUCCUGCUGAAGCUAUCGGACCUGGACAUGCAGACGACGGAAAUGCAGGGAAAAGACUUCAUGAACAAGCUGGCCUACUGGCAAAUGUCCAUCCUCGAGUGCCUCUCGGCCGACGACGAUUACCUGAAGCUAUUCUUGUAUCAGCUGUACACGAAACUCAUACAUCACAAACCCUUCAUUCGGAUCGCCGCCGCCAACUUUCUGCGCAUCAUUCUCGUCCAGAAGCCGGACGAAUCCGUCGCUGCGAUUCGAUCGUGCAUGGCUCCCGACCAGCGGCAGCUGUCCAACGAGUUCCAGCAGCUGACCGAGGUCGACGACGAGACCUUUGUCGCCUGGGUGGAUAAGCAUCGCCUGUCUCUGGAUACCCUCUUCCUCGGCAGCAUGGCCAAGACGUGGGAGGAGUUUGUCGGUGCGGAGAACGCAAAGACGUUGGAGACUGCCAAGGCGCGCUUGUCGAGGCGCAAGGAGAGGCUCAAGGCAUGGAACGCAGAGGCCGUCAGCAGCAAUAAGAUGCUCGUCAGCCACGACAUCGGCAACAGCGCGUGGAUGAAGAGCGUCUGCAAUACCGAGUUCUUCAAACACCAGCGGCUCCUCCAAGAUCAGCAGGACGACCUUGCCUUCCUCACGGCGGCCUACAGACGAAAGGAACGUGACCUGAGACGUCCCGGCGCCGUCUUCAGCGAGUCGGGGCCGCUCAAAUGGAAGCUGGACCGCACCGAGGGACGCAACCGGAUGCGGCUGCGACUGCUCCCCGACUCUUCGGCCAUGGAUGAUAAAUACGAACCGCGGAAGAAGGGCGGCCCUCGCUCGGUGGCUGCGACACCGCCCAACCUCGACAGAGCCCGCAUGACCCCCGAGCCGUCGCUGGAUGAAGGGGUGGAAGAGGACUUUGAGCUCGUCGACAACCCCGAGGACGCCGACGGCGACAGCUUCGAGGACAAGAACCGCAAGGUCCUGCGACGGCUGCAGCCCGGUGACCAGGUCCAGGCCGCGUACAACAUGUCGCGCAUCACGGGGCUCGAGGCCUGCGAGGGCCUCUUCAUCGUCGGCAAGGACGCCCUCUACAUGAUGGACAACGUAUUUCAGUGCGUCAACGGCGACAUCGUCAACGUCUGGCAGGCGCCGCGCGAGGAGCGCGAUCCGUUCACCAUGGUCGUCACCGGCACCAGGACCCUCGAGAGGCAGCAGAAUUUGCGCGAGCAGGAGUCGAGGCACUGGAAGUGGCAAGACGUCGUCGGCUUCUCCAAAAGGCGCUUUCUCUUCCGAGACGUGGCCGUCGAGAUCUUCUUCACCGACGGGCGCAGCUACCUGCUGGCGCUCCUCACGCCGGCGGUGAGGGACGAGCUGUUCGGGAAGAUGCUCAGCAAGGCGCCUCACACGAGCGCCGCCAACGCGCUGCCGAACCCCGAGGACGCGUGGAGGUUGGAGGCGCUCAAGCCCUUUGACGAACCGCCACGCCUCGCCGGCCUCGGCUCCAAGCUGGGAACGCUGUUCAACACGUCCGGGUGGAACCCCGUGAUGAAGCGGUGGCAGCGCGGCGAGGUGUCCAACUUCCACUACCUCAUGAUGGUCAACACCAUGGCGGGCCGCACCUUUAACGACCUCACGCAGUACCCCGUCUUCCCCUGGAUCCUCGCCGACUACACGAGCGAGGACCUGGACCUCGAGGAUCCGGCGACCUUUCGCGACCUGUCGAAGCCGAUGGGAGCCCAAACGCCGACGCGCGUCUCGCGCUUCUCGGAGACGUACAACGCGCUGCGCGAGAUUGGCCAGACGCCCUUCCACUACGGCACCCACUACUCGUCGGCGAUGAUCGUGUCGUCGUACCUCAUCCGCCUGCCGCCCUUUGUGCAGUCGUACCUGCUCGUGCAGGGCGACAGCUUCGAUCACGCCGACCGCCUCUUCCAGUCGGUCGGGGAUGCCUGGCUGUCGGCCUCGGCGAGGAACAAGACGGACGUCCGCGAGCUCAUCCCCGAGUUCUUCUGCCUGCCCGAGUUUCUGACCAACAUCAACGGCUACGACUUUGGCCGGCGGCAGAGCAACGGCGCCCGAGUGGACGACGUCGCCCUGCCGCCGUGGGCCAAGGGGGAUCCGCGCAUCUUCAUCGCGAAGCACCGCGAGGCGCUCGAGAGCCCGUACGUCAGCGAGAACCUGCACCGCUGGGUCGAUCUCGUAUUCGGCCACAAGCAGCGCGGCGAGGCGGCCGUGGAGAAUCUCAACGUCUUCCACCACCUGUCGUACGCCGGGGCGAGCGACCUCGACCGCAUCACCGACGCCAACGAGCGCGCCAUCACCGCCGGCGUCAUCCACAACUUUGGGCAGACGCCGCAUCAGGUUUUCAGCAAGCCUCACCCCCCGCGGGAGCACAUGAAGUGCCCCAUACGUCGCCUCGACACGGCCGUCUUUUCGCUCAGCAAUCCGGGCCCGCCUCUCCUGGAGAGCCACGAUCGCGUGGCAUCGCUCGUGUACGCAUCGAAGCUCGACCGCCUGCUGUGCGCGCCGCCCCUGCGGCUCAACUUCCCGCCGUACGACAAGUAUCUCGAGUGGGGAUACGCCGACAACAGCAUCCGCUUCUUCUUCAGCGACAACCGCAAGCCGGCCGGCCUGUUCGAGAACCUUCACACGGGCCAGAUCUCGUGUGCGUGCUUUGCCGAUUCAAAGACGCUCAUCACCGCCGGGGAGGACUGCGUCGUCUCCGUCUUCACCGUCGUCACCGCUCCGGCCAAGCCCGUAGACCUCGUGCCGCGCUCCAGCGUCUUCGGCCACAAGGCGCCCGUGACGGCCAUGGCGGUGAGCAAGGCGUUUGGCACAUUUGUGACGGCCUCGUCGGAUGGUCAGGCGUUCCUGUGGGACCUCAACCUGCUCUUCUUCAUCCGCAAGCUGCCGCUCGUGCGUGCCGUCGAGUGCGCCGCCAUCAACGACGUCACGGGCGACGUCAUGCUAUGCUCGGGGCCCACGGUGCUGAUGUACACGCUCAACGGAUCGCUCAUGCUCGACCAGAACCUAUGUCCCGAGCAGGACGAUUACGUGCACUCGUGCGCCUUCUACGAGGGCGCGGGCUACGAGUGGCUGGAGAACCACCUCGUCUUCACGGGGCACUCCAAGGGCCGCGUCAACGUCUGGCGAAAGAGCAUCGUCGGCGGUGCCUGGACCUUGGAGCUGCUGCGGCGUCUGGACCACGUCGACGGCAAGGGGGAUGCGAACAUCGAGGCCGGCAUCACGUGCAUCACACCGAUGCCGACCUGUCUGUACACGGGGGACGAGGACGGACGAGUGUACGAAUGGAACUUUCGCGACAAGUAG